Molecule: messenger RNA, 809 nt
Organism: Symbiodinium necroappetens
Lineage: Eukaryota; Dinophyceae; Suessiales; Symbiodiniaceae
Source: the annotation of a GenBank genome assembly
GCCUUCAGCGGGCAGCGCUCCUGCAUUGGCCACGGAGAACAGCGAUUGUCGCCAAGGUUCUCUUCGACAUGCCAGAUGUCCGCAGCGCGCGGCACAAGUUUCGCAGCACCAGUGACGGUCGCUCCAUCAAAGUCUCGCGAAAUGAUGGCUCCCUGCAUUUCACGUGGUGUUGGGAGGAGGCCCUGCCCGAGGGAGCCUCAUUGGGAGACAUCCAGGCUGCUCGGGCAGAUGCCUGCAAGCGCGACAAGGAGGAGCUCCUUGAGCCUUUGGCGACCCGGCGGGACAAGGCGGCGACAAUCGCUGAACGCUUCGGUCUGGGCACCGCUUCUGCAAGUUCCGGAGGAGGCACAGCUGUCGGAAGCGCUGGCGCAUCGCAAAGCCAGCGUGGGCAGGACAAUGGCGCUGGCAAGCAGCUGCUAAGCCUCCUGCGAGGAGGACUGGUGCUGAACGAUUAUGAUUGUAGGGUAUGUCCUUUCAGACUGAACGUGGCGGGCUGCCGCGUACUUGAGGUUUUCGUGCCAAGGAGCAGUCGCCUUUCCAGAAGAGGUUGCAGUAGAAUCCGGUUACCAAGCCAGAGACUCGCGGAGGAAGCUGUCUUAGUCCUCGGACUGGGUCGGCUUUCGGAGCUAUUGCUCCUGCAAGGAUCCAUCCCCUUCCCGCCUGCGGAUGAGGCCAGCGAGUGGUGGCCGGAUUCUGCUUGGGAGUGGCAGGGUUGGGACAGCAAUUGGUGGGCAUAUCCCCAGGCAGAUGCCCGUUCUGCUCAACGAGGAUCAGGAGGCUACAGAAGUCGCGGAAAGAAGGCAUGGUGA